AUGGAGAGCGCGGCGGGUCCGCUCCGAAAUGCCUACCCCGAUCGUGUUCUCGAAAGCAAAGCCCCGGGUGUCCCACUGGACAGCGGUGUGCCGGGCCGUGGUCCACGCACCCAACCCCAGGCGCCGAGGGGGGAUCGUGCUGGGGCUCCCCAUCCGUCGCCCGAGCCGCAGCCGUGCCCAGGGGGCGCGUUCCUGCCUGCCACCCACCACCCCGGGGAGCAGCGCGCCCUCGGGGUCCGCCUGGGACCUGCCAGCUCCGCGCUGGCGGCUCCUGGACAGCCCCGGGACUCUGCCAGGUGGAUGUUGUGCGUAGCCGGAGCCAAGUUGAAGAGGGAACUCGAUGCCACCGCAACAGUAUUGGCAAACCGGCAAGAUGAAAGCGAGCAGUCAAGAAAGCGGCUCAUCGAGCAGAGCCGUGAGUUCAAGAAGAACACUCCAGAGGAUUUGCGCAAGCAGGUAGCGCCACUGCUGAAGAGCUUCCAAGGCGAGAUUGAUGCACUGAGUAAAAGAAGCAAAGAAGCUGAGGCAGCCUUCUUGAAUGUCUACAAGAGAUUGAUUGAUGUUCCAGAUCCCGUUCCCGCACUGGACCUUGGGCAGCAGCUCCAGCUCAAAGUGCAGCGCCUGCACGACAUUGAGACGGAGAACCAAAAACUUAGGGAAACUCUCGAAGAAUACAACAAGGAAUUCGCCGAAGUGAAAAAUCAAGAGGUUACGAUAAAAGCACUUAAAGAGAAAAUCCGAGAAUAUGAACAGACUCUGAAGAACCAGGCUGAGACCAUAGCUCUCGAAAAGGAACAAAAGUUACAAAAUGAUUUUGCAGAAAAGGAGAGAAAGCUGCAGGAGACCCAGAUGUCCACCACCUCAAAGCUAGAAGAAGCCGAGCAUAAAGUCCAGACUCUGCAAACAGCCCUGGAAAAAACUCAAACAGAAUUAUUUGACCUGAAAACCAAAUAUGAUGAAGAAAUUACUGCCAAGGCCGACGAAAUUGAAAUGAUCAUGACGGACCUUGAAAGAGCAAACCAGAGGGCAGAGGUGGCUCAAAGAGAGGCAGAGACCUUGAGGGAGCAGCUCUCGUCAGCCAACCACUCUCUCCAGCUGGCCUCCCAGAUCCAGAAGGCGCCGGACGUGGAGCAGGCCAUAGAGGUGCUGACCCGCUCCAGCCUGGAAGCUGAGUUGGCCGCCAAGGAGCGGGAGAUCGCCCAGCUAGUGGAGGACGUGCAGAGACUCCAGGCCAACCUCAGCAAGCUGCGUGAGAAUUCGGCCAGCCAGAUCUCCCAGCUCGAGCAGCAGCUGAGCGCCAAGAACAGCACCCUCAAGCAACUGGAAGAAAAACUCAAGGGACAGGCUGACUAUGAAGAGGUGAAGAAAGAGCUAAACAUCCUGAAGUCCAUGGAGUUUGCGCCGGCCGAGGGAGCUGGGACGCAGGAUGCAUCCAGGCCCCUGGAGGUGCUGCUGCUGGAGAAGAACCGCUCGCUGCAGUCCGAGAACGCCGCGCUGCGCAUCUCCAACAGCGACCUGAGCGGGUCAGCCAGGAGAAAAGGGAAAGACCAGCCUGAGAGUCGGCGUCCUGGACCUUUGCCGGCCUCCCCUCCUUCUCAGUUGCCCCGCAACACGGGGGAGCAGGCUUCCAAUACUAAUGGUACACACCAGUUCUCACCAGCGGGGUUAACGCAAGACUUUUUCAGCUCAUCCCUGGCAAGCCCCAGCCUGCCCCUGGCUUCUACGGGAAAAUUUGCACUAAACUCUCUCCUCCAACGACAGCUAAUGCAGUCCUUCUACUCCAAGGCCAUGCAGGAAGCAGGAAGCACAAGCAUGAUUUUUUCAACAGGUCCAUACAGCACAAACUCCAUAUCUUCCCAAAGUCCAUUACAACAAAGCCCAGAUGUAAAUGGCAUGGCCCCAUCUCCCAGCCAGUCAGAAAGUGCUGGGAGCGUCUCUGAGGGCGAGGAGAUAGACACUGCAGAAAUCGCCCGGCAGGUGAAAGAGCAGCUGAUCAAGCACAAUAUUGGACAGCGCAUUUUCGGACACUACGUCUUGGGACUGUCUCAGGGGUCCGUGAGCGAGAUCCUGGCCCGGCCCAAGCCGUGGAACAAACUGACGGUGCGCGGCAAGGAGCCGUUUCACAAGAUGAAGCAGUUCCUCUCGGACGAGCAGAACAUCCUGGCUCUUCGCAGCAUCCAAGGCAGACAAAGAGAGAAUCCAGGCCAGAGCCUGAACAGACUCUUUCAGGAAGUACCGAAACGAAGAAAUGGGUCUGAAGGUAACAUCACCACCCGGAUCCGAGCCUCCGAGACCGGGUCUGACGAAGCCAUCAAGUCCAUCCUAGAACAAGCCAAGAGGGAGCUGCAAGUCCAGAAAACCGCAGAGCCGGCCCAGCCUUCCUCAGCGUCCAGCGGCGGGAGCACAGACGAUGCCAUCCGCUCCAUCCUGCAGCAGGCCCGCCGGGAGAUGGAGGCCCAGCAGGCCGCCCUCGAGCCCACCUUAAAGCCCAUGCCGCCGUCCCAGACGGACAUCGCCCUCCUGACCCCCAAGCUGAUACCUGCCUCACCCAUGUCUUCCGUGUCCAGUUACUCCCCGCUAGCCGUCUCCCUAAAGAAGCCCCCCUCGGCUCCAGACGCCAGCGCCCCCACCCUACCCAACCCGCCGGCCCUGAAGAAGGAGUCCCAGGACACGCCCGGGCCGGACCUCCCGGGGGCAAACGACCCCGCCGCACAGGGGGUCCUGAGACACGUGAAGAGUGAGCUGGGCCGCGGCGGCGUGUGGAAGGACCACUGGUGGAGCGCCGUCCAGCCCGAGAGGAAGAACAGCGCUCCACCCGAAGACCCCAAGGCCGAAGACGCCAGCGGUGGCAAAGAAAAAGGCAGCGGCAGCACUGGCAGCGGUGGGCAGGCGCGGGCGGAGCGCAGCCAGCUCCAGGGCCCCUCCUCCUCUGAGUACUGGAAAGACUGGCCCAGCGCAGAGUCGCCCUACUCCCAGAGCUCAGAGCUGAGCCUGACCGGAGCCAGCCGCAGCGAGACGCCCCAGAACAGCCCUCUGCCCUCCUCACCCAUCGUGCCCCUGUCGAAGCCCACCAAGCCCUCGGUCCCGCCGCUGACCCCCGAGCAGUAUGAGAUCUACAUGUACCAGGAGGUGGACACCAUCGAGCUCACCCGGCAGGUGAAGGAGAAGCUGGCCAAGAAUGGCAUCUGUCAGAGGAUCUUCGGGGAGAAGGUGCUAGGCCUGUCACAGGGCAGUGUCAGCGACAUGCUGUCCCGGCCGAAGCCAUGGAGCAAGCUGACCCAGAAAGGCCGAGAACCCUUCAUCCGGAUGCAGCUCUGGCUGAACGGCGAGCUGGGCCAGGGCGUCCUGCCCGUCCAAGGGCAGCAGCAAGGGCCAGUCCUGCACUCCGUGACGUCACUACAAGACCCCCUGCAGCAGGGCUGCGUGAGCUCAGAAAGCACUCCAAAGACCUCUGCCAGCUGCAGCCCUGCACCCGAGUCACCCAUGAGCUCCAGCGAGUCAGUGAAGAGUCUGACGGAACUGGUCCAGCAGCCCUGCCCCCCCAUCGAAACGAGUAAGGAUGGCAAACCGCCAGAACCCAGUGAUCCGCCCGCCUCAGACUCCCAGCCUGCCACCCCACUGCCUCUCUCUGGACACUCAGCGCUCAGCAUUCAAGAGCUGGUGGCCAUGUCUCCAGAGCUGGACACCUACGGCAUCACCAAGAGGGUCAAGGAGGUGUUGACCGACAACAACCUCGGUCAGCGCUUAUUUGGGGAGACCAUCCUGGGGCUCACCCAAGGCUCCGUCUCUGACCUCCUUGCUCGCCCCAAGCCCUGGCACAAGCUUAGUCUGAAGGGACGGGAGCCCUUUGUCCGGAUGCAGCUGUGGCUGAAUGACCCCAACAACGUGGAGAAGCUGAUGGACAUGAAACGGAUGGAAAAGAAAGCCUACAUGAAGCGGCGGCACAGCUCGGUCAGCGACAGCCAGCCCUGCGAGCCCCCAUCCGUUGGCAUCGACUACAGCCAGGGCGCCAGCCCCCAGCCCCAGCACCAGCUGAAGAAACCCCGAGUAGUGCUGGCCCCCGAAGAGAAAGAAGCUCUGAAACGAGCAUAUCAGCAAAAGCCAUACCCGUCACCAAAAACCAUCGAAGAGCUCGCCACCAAGCUCAACUUGAAAACCAGCACCGUCAUCAACUGGUUCCACAACUACAGGUCUCGGAUCCGCAGAGAACUGUUCAUUGAGGAGAUUCAGGCCGGGAGCCAGGGCCAGGCCGGGGCCAGCGAUUCGCCGUCGGCCCGGAGCGGCCGGGCCGCGCCCAGCUCGGAGGGCGACAGCUGCGACGGCGUGGAGGCCGCCGAGGGCCCGGGCGCCGCGGACGUCGAAGAGUCGGGCGGCCCCGCGGCCGCCGCCAAGUCUCAGGGAGGGCCGGCCGAGGCGGCUGCGGCCCCGGAGGAGCGGGAGGAGGCGCCGCGGCCAGCGGAGAAGGCAGAGCCGCCGCCCUUGGGGACGCCGGUCCCAGACGCCGCCGCCGCCGCCGACGAGGGCCGGCCCCGGGCGCCGCCGCCGCCACCCGAGGGUCCCGCGGACGGCCCGGGGCCCGUGCCAAACCCCGCCGCCGCCGCCGCGCCCGCGGCCGGGGAGGACGCCGCUACCUCAGCCGCCCCGCCGGGCGAGGGCCCCUGCCGGGCCCGGGACGGCGCCGACAGGAGUUCCGCUUUGCCAAGCACCAGCGCGCCCGCGGCAGCCCGCAGGCCCAGCUCGCUGCAGAGCCUCUUCGGCCUCCCGGAGGCGGCGGGCGCCAGGGACUCGCGAGACAACCCCUUGAGGAAGAAGAAGGCCGCGAACUUGAACAGCAUAAUCCACCGCCUGGAGAAGGCCGCCAGCCGCGAGGAACCCAUCGAAUGGGAGUUCUGA
Messenger RNA from Rangifer tarandus platyrhynchus (Svalbard reindeer), 4893 nucleotides. Lineage: Eukaryota; Metazoa; Chordata; Mammalia; Artiodactyla; Cervidae. The record is from the annotation of a GenBank genome assembly.